Messenger RNA from Canariomyces notabilis, 1340 nucleotides. RefSeq lists its product as uncharacterized. Lineage: Eukaryota; Fungi; Ascomycota; Sordariomycetes; Sordariales; Chaetomiaceae. The coding region runs from base 325 to 906 and encodes 193 amino acids. The record is from RefSeq and is a predicted model, not a curated record. The transcript has a single exon.
CCACCACGCAAUCCGUCUCUGCCGCAGGGUAACCCGCGUAGGACCGAUAACCGGCGACUUCGCGAGUCGUCGCCUUCUCCAGUGAGGUGAGUGCUGGCCCUGCUUGUUUUUAUUUUAGCCGUCUUCCCCAUUCCGACGCGGUGCAGCAUCAUAUCUGGAAAUCUCCAUGUGAUUGCGGCCCGCGCCCCUGUGCUGUAACCCAGGCCUAGUGGUACUGUAUCCAUAUCUCUCUCAGCGGGCAUAGUGGUAGUUCCUAUUCCCGAACGCCCGCAGUCCCUUUGACGAAAAACCUGCGCAUACACUUUCAGAGGCGUCUCCGCCUUCAUGUACCCGCAAAACGGCCCGCGGAUUUGCGGAGCAAGUCUGCAAGCCGCGGUGGGUACUACUUUGGAGAUCCUGCUCAAGGUACUUCCGAAGUUGCUUCGAGUUGCUGCCGACUACAGAGGCACUUCGGCAAUUGUUACCGUCUCCAAAACUAAAAGCCAGGCUUGCCUGCCCCCCACGCUCCGAACUUUACACGCCACACGGUUGGAGCCUGCGAGUGCUACUGCUACUGCCUCGCCGGGAAACAGUUGUGGGCAUGAUGGCAGAAAGGAGAACGAGAGGUGUUGUCGGUGGUUCAACCCGGCGAAUAACGGGCCCCUGGGCAGGAUCACAGCAUCAUCACCAUUGAGGGGGCAGGUGUCUCUUUUCGCUUCCGGUCUGGCCCACUCUUCGCCGACUGGCUGGGACUCCGAAUCUCUAAAAUCCCUGUCAACCCCACCCAAACUCUUCGACAGAUCUAGCCCGAUCAGAUGUCAUGAGUCGGGCCCAAAUUCCGUUAGCUCGGCGGCGUGCGGAGGGGUCCAGGUCCAAUUCCACGUUCGCUUUCUGCACCUUACCCGGACUUUGUGGCUGUGCUGUUGAAGAUCAUGAUCACCACUCGCUGACGCCGAUGCGCAUGCAAUCACUCUUUCUUCCGUCACACUCCCCUUUCCCACCUAUCCCUCGUCCUAGCGGUUGGCCUGCCCCGGUUGCCUUCGGGUCUACAAAUCUCGCAAGGGGUCGCGUGGGCUGCCCACGUGGUUACCUUGCAUCAUUGCGCCUGUCUGCCUUCACAUUGCCGGACAUUUUCUUUUAACUGGCUGUUGCUGAGAAGUCAUUUCGUCUCGGAUCGCAAAAUCGACAUCGGAAAUGAUGGCCACGCUAACAGAGAGUCCCCUUCGUCGCACCAGGUUCCAACAGCAUGUCGGCUUCGAUAACCUGCCUGUCGGCGAGGCCACCAAGAACAACCCUUCGUCGUUUACCCUGCAAGCCAGGCACUGGGGCUACCAGCCCUCGCGGAGGUCCCGCACAUUCAU